Molecule: messenger RNA, 2568 nt
Organism: Coniophora puteana RWD-64-598 SS2
Lineage: Eukaryota; Fungi; Basidiomycota; Agaricomycetes; Boletales; Coniophoraceae
Product: 26S proteasome subunit P45
Exons: 12
Biological process (GO): proteasome-mediated ubiquitin-dependent protein catabolic process
Cellular component (GO): proteasome regulatory particle, base subcomplex
Molecular function (GO): ATP hydrolysis activity; ATP binding; proteasome-activating activity
Source: RefSeq, a predicted model, not a curated record
AGUGACUGGGAAAAGUAUGACAAGAAGGUUGACGAGAAGGAGGAGAAGAUUCAGGGUACGGUGCUAUUGCUAACUCACAUGUCGUCUAUCUCACCUCAUCCUAGCGGUCAAGGUCCCUACGCGUCCAAGCUUAAGAAGAUUGAGAACGACAUCAAAGAUGUGCAAAAGCGCAUUGAUGAGAAACUUGGUGUCAAGGAGUCCGACACUGGCCUUGCUGCUCCCAACCUUUGGGAUCUCGCAGCCGACCGCAUGCGCAUGGGCGAACACCCCCUGCAGGUAGCCCGUUGCACCAAGAUAAUACCCUUGGACCCUAAGAAAGCUGAGGCUGCUCGCUCUGUCAACCCUGCUGGAGCCGCACAAGGUCAAAAGGGCGCUGACGAGCAGGACCAAUACGUCAUCAACAUCAAACAGAUUGCCAAGUUCGUGGUUGGUCUGGGUGAGCGUGUCGCCCCGACCGACAUUGAAGAGGGCAUGCGCGUCGGAGUAGAUCGUACGAAAUAUCAGAUCCAGAUACCCCUACCGCCCAAGAUCGACGCCUCGGUUACCAUGAUGCAAGUCGAGGAAAAGCCCGAUGUCACCUAUUCCGACGUCGGAGGCUGCAAGGAACAAAUCGAGAAGCUGCGCGAAGUGGUGGAGACACCGCUUCUCUCCCCAGAACGCUUUGUGAAGCUAGGUAUCGACCCUCCCAAAGGUGUCCUGCUUUUUGGACCGCCUGGUACCGGCAAGACCCUUUGCGCUCGCGCUGUAGCAAACCGAACAGACGCCACUUUUAUCCGUGUCAUUGGCUCUGAGCUUGUCCAGAAAUAUGUAGGAGAGGGUGCCAGGAUGGUCCGGGAGCUGUUUGAGAUGGCACGUAGCAAGAAGGCGUGCAUCAUUUUUUUCGAUGAAGUUGAUGCCAUUGGUGGUGCUCGGUUUGAUGACGGAGCGGGUGGUGACAAUGAAGUGCAGCGGACUAUGUUGGAGCUCAUCAACCAGCUUGAUGGUUUCGAUCCUCGAGGGAACAUCAAGGUUCUGAUGGCCACCAACAGGCCUGAUACGCUUGAUCCUGCACUCCUUCGUCCGGGUCGUUUGGAUCGCCGGGUGGAAUUCUCCUUGCCCGACAACGAGGGACGGGCACACAUAUUGAAAAUCCAUGCACGAAGUAUGUCUGUGGAAAGAGACAUCCGUUUCGAUCUGAUCGCCCGUUUAUGCCCUAACACGACGGGUGCUGAGCUGCGGUCGGUGGCUACUGAAGCUGGUAUGUUUGCCAUUCGGGCGCGGCGGAAGAUGGCUACAGAAAGAGAUUUCCUGGAUGCAGUCGAGAAGGUGGUUCGGCAAGGAACGAAGUUCUCCUCCACGUCAGUCCGGAAAGCACCAGAACCUCCUUCGGCUGAGCUCGCCCAGCUGCUCGCCCAUCAUGCUUCUCACCUGCCGCUCCCUCUCACGCUAACAAAUCUUGUGGCAUUUGGCCAGCCGCUCACCGAACAGUCUAUCCUCAAGUCUGUUACCUAUGUUCUCUCUGAGAUUCCUCGCAGACUCGCCACGCGCGUUCGCAACCUCGAGGCACUCCCGUUCAUCGUUGGCACAAACCCUUACGUAGCUAAGACCCUUGCAGCCUACAGAGAGAGCUUUCAGCUCAUUGCAACACAUCCUCCCGUCUCGUCUCUCGAAGAGAAUGCCGUGUUCACCACCCAGCUCGAACAGCUAGUUGAAACCCACCGCAAUGACAUCCCAACCAUGGCAAAGGGCUUCCAAGAAUGCUCUCGUUACAUGUCACCCACGCAGAUAAGCAGUUUCCUUGACGGUGCCAUCCGAAACCGCAUGGGCGUACGCUUGAUAGCAGAGCAACACAUCGCUCUAUCCAGAGCUCUGGAGCUCUCCAAAGGAGAUUCCUCCUUCCACCACGGUGUCGUCAACAUGCACUGUUCUCCAGCAGAAAUGAUAAGGAUGUGUGGCUCGUUCGUCAGUGAGCUAUGUGAAGCCACCCUUGGAACAGCCCCGACUAUCAUGAUCAAUGGACACCCCGAUGCCACCUUUGCAUACAUCCCUGUCCAUCUUGAAUACAUCCUCACCGAAAUCCUCAAGAACGCGUUCCGUGCCACUGUAGAGCGACACCACAAGCACCAUGGGUCGGCGUCCUCCAGACCGCUCCCUCCCGUUCAAGUCACGAUAUCGCCAUCUCCGGGCGAAUCCAUUUCUUCACCAUUCCUAUCUCUGCGGGUCCGGGAUCAGGGCGGUGGCGUCUCGCCUGCCAAUAUGGCGCGUAUAUUUUCUUAUGCGUUCACAACCGCAGGACGCAACGACCAAGAUGAGGAUAUGGGAGGUCCUUAUGCAGCUCAACACAUCGGUGGGAGCGCCAUGAUCGAUGGCGGAGGGACCUCGGAUGGAAACCUGUUCGGAGAGAUCACCGGCAAGGGUGUGCAGGUUGGCCUCGGAACCAUCGCUGGUCUGGGAUAUGGGUUGCCAAUGAGUAGGCUUUAUGCAAAGUACUUCGGUGGCUCCUUAGACUUAGUCUCAUUGGAUGGAUGGGGUAGCGAUGUUUUCGUGAAACUCAGAAGCCUCGACUCAGCUGGUGAUGCAGAGAUUUAG